AAACGGCUGGGACAAUGAAGAAAACGCAACAGUACCGGGAAAACGUUUGUUCCCGUUAUCUUGUCUUUAGUUCGGGAGUUGGUCUUGUCUUUAACGAUUCGUAGUUUUUUUCCCGUACCGAUGGUAGUUCUCCUUUACGCGUACUUCGUUAUUUAAGUGUUGUAUAAUAUUUGUGCGUUGUGAUUUAUUUAGACAGACAAACCCGAUGAAAACCUCUGAUCCAUUGUAACGACAUCGAAACUGGUACAAUGGAUGCUUGUAACAUUAAAGUGGCCAUUAAAGCCCGACCGUUAAACCACAAGGAACAGUUGGACGGUAGAGUCUAUUGGAAAAUCGAAUCUGACAGUGUGGUCCAUAUCGAUCCAAUCACCAAAAAAAUAAACGGAGAGCGAUUCUUUUUCGAUAGAGUAUUUUGUGGUGAAUCAACUAAUAAUGAUGUAUUUGACGAGAUUGUCAAACCAAUUAUUGAUAGAGGCGUGCAAGGGUUUAAUGGUACAGUAUUUGCAUAUGGUCAGACAGCUUCUGGAAAGACAUAUACUAUGGCUGGUGAUCAAUCAAACCUUGGAAUAAUUCCAUUGGCAAUUUAUUAUAUGUUCAGUGUUAUGAAUAGUUCUACAGAUAGAGAAUACUUACUCAGAGCUUGUUACUUAGAAAUUUACAAUGAAAAAGUUAUUGACCUACUUGAAAAAAAGGAUAACAAAAAUCAGAAAAAAAUUGAAAUUCAGAAAGAUGGAUUACAUAUAACACCACUUAAAGCUGUAGUUUGUCAAAAUGCUCAAAUGGUUAUUGAUCUCAUGAAAAUGGGUGAACAAAAUCGUAGUUUUGGAGAGACAAAUAUGAAUGAGAGAUCAUCAAGAUCUCAUACCAUAUUUCGUAUUAUUCUAGAAAGUCGUAAUGUUGAUGAUGAUUGUGAUGGGGCUUACCAACAGUCAGUAAUAAAUUUAGUUGACUUAGCUGGUUCUGAAAAAAGUAGUCAAACACAAUUGUCCAUGGAACGAUUUAAAGAAGGUUGCAAAAUUAAUAGUUCUCUCACAACAUUAGGUCUUGUCAUUCAACAACUUAGUGAAUGUCCUGAUAGCUCGCAGUUUAUUAACUUCCGUGACAGUAAAUUGACAAGAAUAUUACAAACAUCUCUAGGUGGAAAUUCAUUAACUGCUAUUAUUUGCACUGUAACAUUAGCUGUAGAAGAUCAAACUCAAAACACAUUGAGUUUUGCUUCUCGUGCUAAAAAAAUUAGAAAUGUUGCUAAAGUGAAUGAAAAUGUUACUGAUGAAACACUUCUAAAACGUUAUAGAGUUCAGCUUUCUAAGUUGAAUAAAGAAUUGGAGGGUAUUAAACAAAAUCAAUAUGAAAAUGAUGAAGUAAAUGAAAUUAAAUAUAAGUAUCAAAUUGAAAAACGAACAAAUGAAGAAUUAAAAGAACGUAUUAUGCGUUUACAAAACAAUAUGAUUACAUCAUCUGUAGGGCACAAGGAACAACCUUCAAAUAAAAAAGGGUAUCAUCGAAGGCGGACUUGGGGAGGCAAACUUGACUGUACAUUUUCUUCAAAUAGUAUACUUGAAACUAUAGAAGAAGAUGUCAAUGUUCCUCGACCUAGUGUACCAUCAAAUUUUGGCAAUCAAAAUAAAGAAUUUAAGACUCCGUUGGAACCAUUUGAAUUGGAUUUAAUGAGAGAAGAAGAUCGUACUAUAGAUAUUGAAUCUAUAAUUAAUGACAUUCCAGAGAAUGAAAUCUCUCCACCUUGUAGCAUACCUUUUAGUGUAUGUGAAACACCUAAAAAAGUCUUAAGAGAACGUGUUAAUAACUACAAAAAUAUGUUUGAAAUGAGUAUGAAAGAAAACAAUGAAUUGAGGGAAUUUACAACUCUUGAAAAACAAAUGUUUCAUGAAAAUAAUGAACAACUAAAAAAUUUAAGUAUUUUAACAAAAAAAGUUGAUGAUCUUCAAAUUGAAAAGAAUGAAUCAGCUGAAUUAAUUAAAAAACUUCAAUGCUCAAUUAAACUUAUUGAAAAUGAAAAACGUGAUGUUGAAGUUGUCAUGGAAAUGCAAAAAAAUAAGUAUGAAAAACGUGAAAUUGAACUUUUGGGUACUAUUCAGGAAACAAGAGAAGAACUAAAAUUAAAAGAAGAACAAUUAAAAAAAGUUAUAUUAAAUGAUACAUUCAUGUCUGAAAAGCAAGAAGAAAUUAAAAGACUAGAAAUGAAAAUUAAAGAAAUGAGUCUAUUAAAUCACUCUUAUAUUAAUGAAAUAGAAACAAUGAAAUCACAGUUGAUAAAUAAGGAUCACCAACUUAAUGAAGAAUUGACAAAAAAUAACUUGAUCAUGAAUGAGUUAUCUCUUCUUCAAAACCAUGUGACUGAAAGUAAAUCUGUUACUAAUGCUGUUCAAUUGUUAGCUGGUAAAGGGUAUUUUGCUUUACAAAAACAUGAAAUUAUGGAGUUGGAUAAGCUUCUAGAACAUAUUCAUAAUACAGUAGAAAAAUUGCAGUUUGAUAAUCAACAAUUAAAUGAUGAAAAUAACAAUUUAAAAUUAAUUACAAAUGAUUUUACCAUUCAAAUUAAUAAUAUCAAAAAAGAAAAUUAUGAUUUGAAAUUGCAGCUAAAUUUAAUUGAAUCAAAUAUUAGGUCUGUUAUCAAAGAUUUUAGUGGUAGUGUGAAGAUUGAUGUUGAUAACUCAGAUGUAAACAGUUUAAUAGAAUUUGCUGUUAAUCACUUUGAAAAAAACACAAAAGAGAUAGAUGAACUUUCGAGUAAAAAUCAAAUUUUAAAUGAAAAAUUGACUUUAUCUAAUAAUACAUUAUGUGAUAUUAAAUUAUUUGUAUUUGAUGUUCUGGAUGAUAUUCUAGGAAGUAUUUCUUCUUUAGAAAUUGAUUCGACUACUGAAAUAAACAGAUUUAAGAAAGAACUUUCUGAAACUAUUGAAAAAAAUAUAUUUUUGAAAUCAAGUAUCCAAGAUUUCAAUAAAUUAACAUCUGAGUGUGUUGAAAUUGUGGAAAAAGUUAAGACUAAUCGAUCCUAUAUUAUAAGUCUUCAAAAAGAAUUAGCUGUGAGUAAUGCUGCUAAAAAUGAAUAUCAAAUACAAAUUGAACAAUUAAAUGAAUUAAAUACUAACCUCAAUACAUUAAUAGAAAAUCAAACCAAAGUUGAAAAAGAAAUUCAAGAAAGAUUGGAUGAUAAAUCAUCUGAAUUGAAAGAUACUCUUAUUGCUCUAAAUGAAAUGAAAUUAUCUAUAAAAGAUUAUGAAAAUGACACUAAUUCAAAUGUAGAUCGAUUAAACAUUGAAUUACAAAUAGUUCAAUCUAAUCUUGAAGAAAAAUGUAAUCUGGUUAACAAGCUUGAAGAGACAACAUUAGAACUAUCAACUAAAUACAAUGAACUAGAAAGACAUUAUGAAUUAACUACUAAAACCAUUGAACAAAAGGAAGAAAUUGAAAAGCAAUUACGAGAUGAACUUAUUGAAAAGACUAACAAUCUACAGUGUACAACUGAUGAAUUAAAAGAAAUGAAAAUGAAAGUUGCAUCGAAUGAAUCUGAAAUUCAAACGUUAAAUACUUUACUUGAAUCUGCUAAAUCUGAAAACACAAAUGAUUUGGAACAAAACAACCAGCUUAAAAAAAGUGUUUCUGAAUUACAGCUUAAAUUAAUAGAAAAAGAAACAUCUGAAAGUAAAAUUCAUGAAGAAUUGGUUACAAAAACUAAAGAAUUAGAAAUUGUACUUUCUCAAGUAAACGUCCUGCAAUUAAACAUUGAUGCUAAUACUAAUGUUAUAGAAAAACUGAACGAUGAACUUGGUUCUAUCAAAUUAAAUAUAGAAGAAAAGUAUAAACUAAUUGAUGAAUUUGAAAAGAGUAAAUUGUAUGCAAUAAAGUGUAAUAAUCUGAAAUUAAAUGAGACAAUUAUCAAACUUGAAUCUGAAUUGGUGGAAAAAUCACACAAUGAAGAAUUUUUGGAAACCAAACUAAAUAGUAUUAUUAUAGAAUUAAAUGAUACUAAUUUUAAAAGCAAUGAAUUAAAAUCAACUAUAGAUAUUUUAAAAAAUGAUUAUGAAUAUAAUAUUGAAAAACUAAACCAUGAACUUGAAUGUUAUAAAUUUACUGUUACUGAAAAAAUUAGUUUAAUUGAAGAAUUAGAAAACGUUAAUUCAAAACUUUCAAAUCAAAUAUCAGAAAAAUUAUCAUCCAAAUCAUUCCUUAUUGAAAAUGCUUUAGUUGAUUUAAAUGAAAUUUAUUCAUUAGUCGUAACAAUGGAGAAUGACUUAAAAUCAUACAUUCUUUUAACAGAACAAUUGAAGUCUGAAUUGGCUACUAAAUCAGAUUUACUAACCAAUUUAGAAACCAUGAACUCUGAAUUACUUGUGAAAUGUGCUGAAAUUAAUGAAACAAAGUUAAUUAAAAUAAAAGAAGAUGAAAAUUCUUAUAAAAAUCUACAAGAUCAAUUCAUAACAGUUACUGAAAUAAAUAAAGAUUUAAAUUUGGCGAAUCAAAAAUAUAUAGAAUUAUCAAAACAUCAUGAAGAGACAAAAUUGUAUCUAGAAAAUACAUUAAAAUUGCAAGUAUCAAACUAUCACAAGUUGUAUACAGAAUUCAUUAAUUUAUCUAAUGAUAUUGAAUCAUCUUUUAAACUUCAAAUGGAUACAGAAUCUAAUUUGAGAGCAGAAAUUGUACUUAAAUCUACUGAGAUUGAGUAUUUACAAAAGCAAAUACUUGAAUCCAGUUUACAGUCAGAAUAUGAUAAACUCGAAGAAGAAUUUAUGUUGAGGUCACGUGAAUGUGAUGAAGCACAAUCUAAAAUUGUGAAUCUCGAAUCAAUAUUGUUAAAUCAAGCAGAAAAUGAAAAAAUCCUAAAAAGUAAUUACAAGUCUAAAUGUAUUGCGUUGGAAGAGUAUAAGAAAAAUGUUGAGUUUUUGUUUUCGAGAAACGAUUCAUUUCAAACAAGAGUUAAUGAUUUUGAGGAAAAUGUUUUAGUGGAUUUAAAUGAAGAAUUUGAUUCAAUUAAAUCAGAAUUAGCUAAGAAAACAGAGAAUGAAAAAUAUUUAUUGGAAGAAAAAGCCAAUCUUGAGUGUAAAUUGAACGAACUGCAAGAAAAACUUUCCAGUAUUGCCAAGGAAAUGGAAUUAAGUGAAGAAAGAACAGAAGAUUUAGCCUCAAUUAUUGAUGUUUUAGUAAUUGAAUUGAAAGAUGCAAAUUCUGUAAAAAAGAAUUUAGAAUGUCGUUUAAAUGAAGCGGAACAUGAUAUAAUAAUGACUGGAGAUAUGGUUGAACAUUUUGAACGUGAUUUGUACUGUGCACAAAGAGAAUAUGAAAAUUUGUGUACUAAAACUAAAUUUAUUGAAAAUGAGUUAAACGGACUCAAAUCAAAAUUAAAUGAUAAAAUUGAUAAAAAUAAUUUGGAAAGUAAUAAUGUAAGAAAUCAAUUAUUCGAUCCACUUGUUGAUUAUGUACAUGAUAUUAAAUUAAAACUGACUGAACUCAAUUCUGCUAUGAUAUCAGGAAAUCGGAGUGAAAAACUAUUUAGAACAAAAGUAAUGUCUAUUGAAGAUGAUGGUUUACCAUGUGAUGAUGAAGUUUGGAAAGGUGGCUCCCCUCUUGUAUCUCCUAAUAUUGGAAUUGAUUUAGAAAUUGAUAAUUUACGGAAGUUAUUAGGAGAUAAAAUAGAUUUAAUUAACUCUCUUCAAAAAGAUAAAAAUAAUGUAGAGAACAGUGUUAACGAACUUCAAGACCAAAUAAAAAAUUUAUCCAAUGAGAAUAACAAAUUAGUUAAUGAUAUGGCGUUAAUGGAAAAUUAUUUGAAGGAAAAAGAAUCUUUACUAAGCAAUUUAAAUAAUGAAUUGAGUCAAUUGAAAAUACAAUAUACUACACUUGAAGAACAUAAUCAGGCUAUAAAAGAACAAAUUCAUCAUAGUUUAGACAUUGAUUCAGAACUGAGAAAUGGUAAAAAGAACUUGUUAAAUGAAAUCAAUCUUCUUGAACCAGGAAAAAUAACUGGGGUUCUUGCUCAUCAUAAUUUGUCAAAUUUGUUGGAUACAUUUGUCAGUUUAAUAAUGACUAAAGAACAACAAAUUGUAACUGAUUUAGUUAAUAGCCACAAUAAGAGUAAGCAACAAUAUGAAGAUCAGAUCAAACAAUUCCAAGAAGAUAUUAAAAAAGGAAAAGAAUGGCAAGAACAAGUAGAAAGUGAUAAUGAAAAACUCUGUUUAGAAUUGGAAAUUCUGAAGUCUGAAAAACAUAAUUUCCCUAAUAGAGAAAUUGAGAUAAAAGAGUUAACCGAAAAAAUAUUAGAAGUAGAAAAUCAAGCUUUUGAUUAUUUAUCUGAAUUGCAAGAAUUAAAGACACAAUUUAACAAGAAAAGUGAACAAAGUUAUCAAGCAUUGUCAAAUGAGUUUGAAUUAUUUAAAACUAGUUCUGAGCAAUCUAUAAAAGAACUGAAAACAAAACUUGAAGAUCUAACCAGCAAAUAUAAUGAAUCAUUAAAUUUGUACAAAGAUCAAAAAAACAGUCGUUCUACUCUGGAAAGUCAAGUAGAGAAAAUCCAAUCUGAAUGUGCGUGUCUUCAAGCUAUUUUAGAAAAGAAAGAUGAAGAUAUUAAAAAUCUAUUUGAUCAGGUUCAAUUGAAAACAGAAGAAUAUGAAAAAUUAUUAGAAAAAAAUGUUCUCCAAAAAAAAGAAAUGAAUGAUAUUCACGGGAAAAAGAUUGACGAACUUUUAUUGGAAUUAAAUGAUAAAUCACAACAAAUAUAUAACACAGAUAAAUUACUCAAAGAAGUAACUAAAAAUUACAACCAACUUCUGGAAGAAAAUUCUUCAAAUGUAUUAAAAAAUAAGCAUAAUAAUGAUAAUUCUGAUUUAUGUGCAAAAAUAAAAGAACUUGAGUUUAAUAUUCAAACUAUUUCAGAAAUUAAUAAAACAAAACUUAAAAGUUUGGAAACAGAAUUAAAAUUAAAGAAUACUAAAUUAGAAGAGAGUGAAGCUCAAUAUUCUAAAGUUAUUCAGGAAUUUGAACUUAACAAGUUAAAAAUUAUUACUCUUGAAAAACAAUUAGAAAAUAGUUAUGAGACAUUAAAGUUAAAAGAUGAUCAAAUUAAAAAUUACUAUACAAAAUCGAAAAUUAAUGAUGACAACUCAGUUGAAAUAAAUAACACAAUUGACAAAUUUAGAAAAACACUAAAUUGCACUGGUCCAUUAUCUUUGCUCUAUGAAAAUUUCAGUUCAUUAGUGGCAAAAUAUGAAGAUUUAAAAGAAGAAAUGGAAGAACUUAAGCUUAAUAAUAUGAAUUUGGACGAAGAAUGUGAAUUGAUGUUAACUGAAAUAAAAAGUAAAGACGGCAAAAUAUUAGAACUUCUGACUCAGGAAGACGAGCUGAAACAAAAUAUUGAAUUAUUAACUGAAGAAAGAGAUUUUUUAAAAAAUAAAUUUGAACAAGUUAAAAAUGUUAAUGAUGAUAUCAAAAAAUUAAAUGAUGAAAUAUGUGGUUAUGAGCAAAAUAUUUAUCAAUUAAGAAAAGAAAAAGGUCAGCUAAUUAUGGCCCAUGAUAAAGAAAUGAAAAAGCUGAAAUCUGAACUAAAUGAAGUUCAUACUAAAAAUUUAGAACUUCUUAAUGAAUAUAAUAAACUAUCAGAGACUGCCAAGAAUUUGGAAAAAUCUUUAAAGGAGGAUAUUCAACAGUUGAAUAGAUGUAUUGUUGAUAAAAAUGCCAAAAUUUCUACAUUAGAACUCUUCUCUAAAACUAAUAAUGACGAGCUAAAAAAGAAAAAUAAUGAACUGGAACACUUCUACAAGAGGGCUAGAGAUGAGAAUCAUAUGUUGCGUAAAGAAGUACAUCGGUUAAAAGAAAUUACAAACGUAAGAAAACUUGAUCAAUAUACUCAGACUGUUGAAGAACAAAGUGUAGUCAGUAGUGCUAUGAUUGCUGGGAAUAAAAGCAUGGCUGAAAAAAUUACUAAGUUGGAAAAUGAUAACCAGGUGAUGAAAAAAAUGUUACAUCAUCGAAAAAUUAAAAUUGAAGAACUUCAAAAACAACUUAGUGAGAAUCAUUCUUGAAUUUGUUUAAUUAAGUUAACUAACAGUUGGUUUUUAAAAUUAUAUACUGUAUACAUAUAUUUAUGGAAUUGUAUUAUUAAGAAGUUAUUGUGUUCUAUAGAAAAUAAGUAUAAAUUUAUUGAGAUUUAA
This is a messenger RNA of Sipha flava (yellow sugarcane aphid), 8162 nucleotides long. Its product is annotated as centromere-associated protein E-like. Gene Ontology annotation, cellular component: microtubule. Gene Ontology annotation, biological process: microtubule-based movement; mitotic cell cycle. The transcript has 15 exons. The coding region runs from base 249 to 8033 and encodes 2594 amino acids. The record is from RefSeq and is a predicted model, not a curated record. Lineage: Eukaryota; Metazoa; Arthropoda; Insecta; Hemiptera; Aphididae. Gene Ontology annotation, molecular function: plus-end-directed microtubule motor activity; microtubule binding; ATP binding.